AGAGAACGUGCAAAAAGUAACCGGGAAAGAGGUCACAGUUAAAAACUGUGGUUAUAUUGCGUGCGCCCACUGUCUGGUUUCCACUGUAUUUCUCCCAACACCUUUCGCCUGCUCCUGCUUUAUAUAAAGCUGGUGGAUUAAUUGCACAACUAACUUCUAAUCAUCCAAAACCCUAGCUUAUACUUCCGAUGUCUUCCGUCUUCGCUAACGUCGUUCGCGCUCCUGAGGAUCCUAUCUUAGGGGUCACUGUUGCUUAUCACAAAGAUCAAAGUCCUAAUAAGUUGAAUUUGGGUGUUGGUGCUUAUCGAACUGAGGAAGGAAAACCUCUUGUUCUUAAUGUUGUGAAGAAAGCAGAGCAGAUGCUUGUAAAUGAUCAGUCUCGAGUAAAAGAGUAUCUUCCUAUUGUUGGACUGGCAGACUUUAACAAAUUGAGUGCCAAGCUGAUUUUCGGCGCUGAUAGUCCUGCCAUUCAAGAGAAUAGAGUCGCAACUGUCCAGUGCUUAUCUGGUACUGGCUCACUGAGGGUUGGGGGUGAAUUCCUGGCCAGACAUUAUCAUGAACAUACAGUGUAUAUUCCCCAGCCAACUUGGGGAAACCAUCCAAAAAUUUUCACUUUAGCAGGCUUAUCGGUGAAGACAUACCGCUAUUAUAAUCCAGAAACGCGUGGAUUGGAUUUUGAAGGCAUGCUAGAGGAUCUUGGUUCUGCUCCAUUGGGAGCAAUAGUGCUUCUUCAUGCAUGUGCUCACAAUCCAACCGGUGUUGAUCCAACCAUUGAGCAGUGGGAGCAGAUCAGACAGCUGAUGAGAUCGAAAAGCUUGUUACCUUUCUUUGACAGUGCAUAUCAGGGUUUUGCUAGCGGCAGCCUUGACGCCGAUGCACAGUCUGUUCGCAUCUUUGUUGCAGAUGGUGGUGAAUGCCUUGCAGCUCAGAGUUAUGCAAAGAAUAUGGGACUCUAUGGGGAACGCGUUGGUGCCCUGAGCAUUGUUUGCAAGACUGCAGAUGUGGCAAGCAAGGUUGAGAGCCAAUUGAAACUAGUUAUCAGGCCUAUGUAUUCCAGUCCACCUCUUCAUGGUGCAUCUAUUGUGGCUGCGAUUCUCAAAGAUGGUGACCUCUAUAAUGAAUGGACACUGGAGCUGAAAGCAAUGGCUGACCGAAUCAUCAGCAUGCGACAGGAGCUCUUUAAUGCUUUACAAGCAAAAGAAACACCAGGUGACUGGAGUCACAUUGUCAAGCAAAUUGGAAUGUUUACAUUCACUGGGUUAAACUCUGAGCAAGUCACCUUCAUGACCAAUGAGUAUCAUAUAUAUUUGACAUCUGAUGGGCGGAUCAGCAUGGCAGGUCUUAGUUCCCGAACAGUUCCUCAUCUUGCAGAUGCUAUUCAUGCUGCAGUUACUGGCAAGGCCUAGAUACUGUUGUGUUAUAUAUACAUGUUUCAUGAGAUUUUGGGUAGAUGUCUGAAAACCUUGUUUGGAGCUCACUGAUCUUCAGUUAGCUUUAAUAAAGAUGUACAUGUCGCCUGGAGCCAAAUGGUUAGGUUUUAUCUGUGAGCUAGCAUGUCUGGUAAGAGCAUGACAUGACAUUAAGCACAAUAUAAAUGCCUAGACAGCUAUUACAGGAACAUGAUUGACGCUGAGAAAUGACUUCGUUUUUGCAAAAACUUUUUUAUAUAUCUAAAUGCAUCAUAUUUGUUAA
Daucus carota subsp. sativus is the source of this 1692-nucleotide messenger RNA. Its product is annotated as aspartate aminotransferase, cytoplasmic. The coding region runs from base 189 to 1406 and encodes 405 amino acids. Lineage: Eukaryota; Viridiplantae; Streptophyta; Magnoliopsida; Apiales; Apiaceae. The record is from RefSeq and is a predicted model, not a curated record. Gene Ontology annotation, cellular component: mitochondrion. The transcript has 12 exons. Gene Ontology annotation, biological process: amino acid metabolic process; biosynthetic process. Gene Ontology annotation, molecular function: pyridoxal phosphate binding; L-aspartate:2-oxoglutarate transaminase activity.